This is a messenger RNA of Miscanthus lutarioriparius, 1356 nucleotides long. The record is from the annotation of a GenBank genome assembly. Lineage: Eukaryota; Viridiplantae; Streptophyta; Magnoliopsida; Poales; Poaceae.
AUGGAUGCUGCUCCGGCGACAUUGGCGGCUGCAGUUGCCGUCGUCCUUGCGGUUGUAGCAUCGGUCCCCGUACUGCUCCGUAUCCUCUCUGCCAGCGCCGGCGGCAAGAAGACGAAUCCGAAAGCACCCCUACCUCCGGGCUCAUUCGGUCUGCCUUUCAUCGGGCAGACGCUGAGCCUGUUGUACGGGCCCGUGUCGCGGUUGCGCCUCUUUGGCUGUCCGACGGCCUUCCUUGUCGGCACCUCCGCCAACAAGUUCAUCUUCACCAGCGCCGGGGUGACCGCCAAGACCCCCGAGUCCUUCGCCCGGAUGGUGGGCCGCCGGACGAUCAGGGACGUGGUCGGCGACGAGCACCGCCGCGUCAGGGCCAUGAUGGUGCAGUUCCUCAGGGUGGACGCCGUCAAGAGGCACGUCGCCAGCAUGGACGGCGAGGUCCGGCGCCACCUCGACGCCGAGUGGCGCGGCCGGGGCACCGUGGCCGUGAUGCCGUCUAUGAAGUCGCUCACCUUCGACGUCAUGUGCACGGCCAUCUUCGGCCUCGGGACGGGCGCCGUCCGCCGGGAGCUCUGGACGGAGUUCCAGGAGCUGGUGAGGGGCAUCUGGGCGGUCCCGGUGAGCCUGCCCUUCUCCACAUACAGCCGGUGCCUCGCUGCGAGCCAGCGUGGGCGGCGUGCCGUCGCCGGGGUCAUCCAGGAGAGGAGGUCCAAGCUGGAGCGCGGGGAGAGCUCGCCGGCCAGCGACGUUGUCAACCUCAUGCUUGCGGAGGGCCUGCCCGACGAGGAGAUCAUCGACAACGUCAUGUUUCUCAUGGUCGCCGCGCACGACACCACCGCCGCCCUCCUCGCCUUCCUCAUCCGGCAGCUCGAUGCCGACAAGGACGCCUACGACAAAGUUGUCCAAGAGCAAGAAGAGAUCGCGCGGAGCAAGGCGGCUGGGGAGGCUCUGUCGUGGGAGGACCUCGGCAGGAUGCGGUACACCUGGGCGGCGGCGCUGGAGACGCUGCGGAUGGUGCCUCCGGUGUUCACCAUGAUGAGGAAAACGGUGGACGACGUCGAGUACGGCGGCUACCUGAUACCCAAGGACUGGCAGGUGAUCCACGCGGCCAACAUGACGCAGUGGGACCCGGCCAUCUUUCCGGAGCCCGGCAGGUUCGACCCGGCUCGGUUUGAGAACCCGUCGGCGGUGCCGCCCUUCGCCUUCGUGCCCUUCGGCGGCGGCGCACGCGUCUGCCCCGGGAACGAGUUCGCCAGGGUCGAGACGCUGGUGGCCGUGCACUACAUCGUGACGCGAUUCAGGUGGAAGCUCGCCGCCGGCUGCGACCGCGUUCUCCAGAUUCCCGCUGCCGUACCCGUUUGA